AUGCAUUUCAAUUCAUUGGCACCAGUCCUAGGCUCUUUGGCCAUCGCCUCUCUCGUUUCAGCUGUUCCUGUCGAGAAGCGCGGCUCAGUCUUCUAUGGCGACCGAACUCAUCAUCUUAAGGAAUACCAAGCCAAUCAACCGUCAAGCUCUGCAUCGGCCAGCAACGGCUACUACACACCCAGCGCAACUGGCGGUGCUCCUCCCCAACAGACAUCCGGUCCUGCGACCCCUUCUUCGCCGGCAAGCCAGGGCUCAAACCCUUUCAAGUUCCCUCUCCAGAAUGGCUUUCCCAAUAUUCAGAACCCUUCUGCGGCUCUGACACAGAUCGAGCAACAGGCUCACGGUCUUCUUCCUAAUGGACCACCACCUCCAUCUGCCCCAGCUGCCGAUGACCUCACAUCUCUUCGAUUGAUCGCAUUCAACGAGUUAUUCGAGGUUGCCUACUUCACGGAGCUCCUGGCCAACGUCACCAACAACCUCCCCGGUUACCAAUUCCAAGACCAAAACCAAAGACAGACGGUCAUCGAAGCUCUUACUGCCAUCCAAGCCCAAGAGGAACUCCAUCAGCUCAACGCCAACGGCGCCCUGGCUCACUUCAACGCCGGUCCGAUCCAGCCAUGCCUGUACAACGCGCCGGUGGACAACUUCCAAGAUGCCAUCGCUUUGGCUUCCACUUUUACUGAUGUCGUCCUCGGAACCCUGGGUGACGUGCAAGUCCACUUUGGCCAGAAUGGAGAUGCUGGUCUGAUCCGAGGUGUUGCUGCUGUUAUCGGUCAGGAAGGCGAACAGAACGGUUUCUUCCGCGAACUGCUCGGCGAGAUACCCAGUCAAGCUCCUUUCCUGACUGCCUCUGCUCGAGAAUUCGCCUUUUCUGCGUUGAACCAAAACUUUGUCAUCCCCGGAUCCUGCCCCAAUGCCAACACCAUUGCUCUCCCUGUCUUUGGCGCGCUUGCUCUGGAAACACCACAAGUCCAGGCCCAGGACCAGCAACUCCAAUUCUCCUUCCAGGCCACCGGUCAAUACAGCCAAUAUGCCAGCGGCCAGGGUUUGAGCUUGGUGUAUAUCAACCAGCAGAACGUCCCUGUUGUUGUGCCUAUCCAAGGAGCACAGAACAACGGAGGCAAAGUCACUUUCUCCGCCAACUUCCCAUUCUCGGAGAACCUGAUGUUCGGUCUCACCAUUGCGGCUGUCACUUCCAACGCUGGGCCUUUUGCCGAUGCUGAUGCCGUGGCAAAGGCGACCUUGUUCGGACCUGCUUUGAUUGAAAUCCAGUAA
Messenger RNA from Exophiala xenobiotica, 1275 nucleotides. RefSeq lists its product as uncharacterized. The record is from RefSeq and is a predicted model, not a curated record. Bases 1 to 1275 code for a protein of 424 amino acids. Lineage: Eukaryota; Fungi; Ascomycota; Eurotiomycetes; Chaetothyriales; Herpotrichiellaceae. The transcript has a single exon.